Cottoperca gobio is the source of this 3933-nucleotide messenger RNA. Its product is annotated as phosphatidylinositol 3-kinase regulatory subunit gamma-like. Gene Ontology annotation, molecular function: 1-phosphatidylinositol-3-kinase regulator activity. Lineage: Eukaryota; Metazoa; Chordata; Actinopteri; Perciformes; Bovichtidae. The transcript is spliced from 10 exons. The record is from RefSeq and is a predicted model, not a curated record. Gene Ontology annotation, cellular component: phosphatidylinositol 3-kinase complex. Bases 271 to 1671 code for a protein of 466 amino acids. Gene Ontology annotation, biological process: insulin receptor signaling pathway; phosphatidylinositol phosphate biosynthetic process.
AGAGCUCCGCAGCAACGCAAGAAGGACUGACAAUCGGUGUGUCUGAAAUAACCCCAUUAGACAGGAUAUGUUCAGAAUACACAGCUGGACUUUGGGAUGUUUUAUGGACUCGGAAUCGAAAGAGAUUUCUUUUUGUCCACAUCUAUGUAGGACGUGGCGUUUGCGACUGCAUUGAAGUAGUCUAGAUUUGCGGCAAAAGAAAUGUGCAUUCUUUUUUAAAUUACGCGCAAAGACAACAAUAGCAACCUGGACUACUCUUUUGAAACAGGAAUGGUUUAUCCUCUUGAAGGUUUAUUCUACAUCGAAAUGGAUCAAGCACCAGCUCUCCCUCCCAGGUCAACAAAGCCAGUGUCCUCCACCAUGAACAACAACUGCCUUUCGCCACCUACUUAUACGCUACAGGACGCUGAGUGGUAUUGGGGAGAUGUAACCAGGGAUGAGGUGAACGAGAAGCUCCGUGACACACCUGAUGGCUCCUUUCUGGUGCGUGACGCAUCCACAAAACUGCAAGGAGACUUUACGCUGACGUUACGGAAAGACGGGCACAACAAGCUGAUCAAGAUCUACCACCGUGAUGGGAAGUACGGCUUCUCAGACCCCCUCACGUUCACUUCAGUAGUGGAGCUCAUUUGGCACUAUCAGCACCAUCCGUUGGUGGAGUACAACGCCACACUGGACCUAAUGCUCACCAACCCUGUGUCCCGCUUCCAGCAGGUGAAAGAGGACAAUGUCGAUGUUGCUGGAAGAAAGCUAAAGGAGGUUCACUGUCAGUAUCAAGAGAAGUCCAAGGAGUUUGAUCGCCUUUAUGAAACUUUCACAAAGACCUCACAGGAGAUCCAGAUGAAGCGGACGGCAAUUGAGGCCUUUAAUGAGACGAUGCUGAUCUUCGAGGAGCAGUGUCGCGAACAGGAGCGUUACGGAGAGGAGUUUGAGAUGAACAAUCAGACCGAGGGAGCCGACAAAGAUCUGGAGAGCUUUCUGAUAAAUUAUGAGAAGCUGAAGUGUCGUCUUGGGGAGAUCUAUGACAGCAAAAUCCAUCUGGAGGAAGACUUGAGAACUCAGGUGGAGGACUACAGAGAGACGGACAGGAAGAUGAACACCUUGCGGCCCGACAUCAUAGAGCUACGCAACAUCAGAGACCUGUACCUCAACUGGCUUAAUCACAAAGGCGUAAGGCAGAAACGCAUAAAUGACUGGCUGGGGCUUCUGAGCGACAGCCUCGAUGACACGUAUGUGUUGAAGGGAGACGAGAAGAAUUUGCCGCAUCAGGAUGAGACAAAUUGGUUUGUUGGUGAAAUGAGCCGGACGCAGGCCGAGGAGAUGCUUCAAGGUAAAGCUCCUGGAACAUUCCUGAUCCGUGAGAGCAGCAAACAGGGAUGCUACGCCUGCUCUGUCGUGGUGAAUGAAGAAGUGAAGCAUUGUAUGGUCUACAGCACACCGCACGGAUACGGCUUUGCUGAGCCCUACGACGCCCACUGCUCACUGAAAGACCUUGUCCUGCACUAUCGCCUGCACUCUUUAGCGCAACACAAUGACGCCCUGGAUGUUCGGCUGACACAUCCAGUACACGCCAAAGCUGCAGCCACGCCUUCCCAACACGCAGAGGAACACAAACUCUUACAGACUCCAAAACACACUGCGGGACUUCCACCUGCCGCUCCAGAAAUGUAAUCCAAUGGAAAGAGACAAAAGGACAUGUUUACUGUAUUCUGCGAGAAUGACUGCAUCGAGGUGCAUUGUGUAAAGUUUUGCACUACAGUGAUUCCAUCAGUUUUUGUGAAUGGGAUUUCACAGAUUGAAGUGGGACUGGAACUUGAAUGUCAGCUUGAACUUUUUUUUUUUCAAAGAGACUGUUUAAGCUUUUUAAUUAUUAUUUUUGUACUUCAUUUAUUGCCGUUUGUUUAAUGGACACAUUUUUGGAAGUUGACAACCAGAAAAAUCAGGUGCACCUUUGUUUGACUUCAACUUUUACAACCAGAGUUGAUGUUGCUAGAGAUGUCCAUUUCUCUAGUUAAAAAUAUAUUCAGUUCUGAAAAUCUGACCAAUAGUUUAGAAAUAUAUUUGGUUACUAUGGAGUUAUAUUUGUGCCUCAUUUCUGAGCGCAUGAUGGCACAUUUUGAACACAACAAAAUAUUUUGUUGAAGCACAUAAAUUACAUUUAGUAGAGAAAUUAUCUAUAAUGCAAAGAAAUGUCUAAUUUGAUUGAGAAAAAACAAUGCUAAUAUCCACAUAAACACACAAUGAUAACCUCUUGUGCACAUUGCGUAAAUGUGUGCAUUAAAAAAAAAAAUCGAACACAGUUUAGUUGGGCAGAGGGUAGUGCAUCUCAUUUUAUAAGAAUGCCAUCAGGUUGUUUAUAGUGAUUAGUCAAUGUAAGAAUUGGAGUCAAUUCAGGGCUCCAGACUUGCAAUGCCUUAGCCGUGUAACUGGCAAUCAGCAAGCAAGCCAGCUAGAUGUGUUAGCUACUGCACAUACGGCAGGCUUUAGCCCGCAACCUAACCAAGAUAGCUCAGCUGCAAGCUAAUAAAGUAUAGACAACUAAUAAAAGUUCAUAAAACUAGGCAUCCACCCAAAACUGUAUAAACUACUUGUGUGGGGCUGCGGAGCUGCGGAGCUGCUUCACAUUCUUCCCUACUCCCCUAGUAACCGAUAACAGUAACAAUCAGACUGGAGACACAACAGCCAAUCAGGAAUUUCCUACUCCAGUUUUCUGAUUGGCUGCCGUUGUGGCAAGUUGAGUGCACGGAAAAACCUGAGCAGAGAGGUCGAGAGUAAGAGAAACACUGAACUAGUGUCCAAUCACACAGAGCAUUGAGAGGGGACAUUAGUCAAACUUAUGUGGAUAAUAAGAAACACUAGCAAGUGUAUAGAGCGCAAAAUUCUUUGUGCGACAAUAAUUUCUCUACAAAAUAUAAUUUCUGUGAUUGUAGAAAAAAAGAUUUCUGUGCGCAAAAUGUCCCAUUGCGUCUUCGGGGAUGAGAAAUACGUUACUACUACUUAGUGCAUUUGUGAGGGGGAUAAUGGUGCUGUAAACAGGCUGUUUCCGUCAAACUGGUUUGGUGGACCAAACCAUUUUUGGGUAAAUGCCACGUGUGAAUAUGUGAAAAGUCGUGGUGCAUCUUGACAAUUUGCCCCUUUCUUUCAUAUACAGUGGAUACAUAUGUAGCAUUAACAUCCUGUAGAAUACCAUUGUAAGAGCAUACUCAAUGUUAUAACCAUUGACCAAAGCACUUAAUAGUGAGCAAAACUACGUCCCUGUUAUGUCCAGUAAUUGCAUUUGGGCAAGUGGAGGGCAAUUUAUGUACACCUGCUGAUGUGCUGAUCAAAACAUAAUCUGAAGUACUGUAUGUUAUAUUCUGUUACUCAAAGAAGUAUAAGCUUUUUGUAUUCUAUAUAUAUUUUUUCUAUAAACAUGCCACAAGAUGAAAGCUUGAAGAAAGUGCAAUCCAACAGUGUUUCUAUUGUUGCAAUGUAUGACGAUGAUGAUGGUGGUGAAGGUAAUGCUGUUAUGAGAGGUUGACAUUUGCCACAAAAAUGCACUCUCUUUGGUGGUGUCGGUAUGAUGUGGCCUCCGAUGUUUGUGUGAACUGCCAGAGGUCCGGAAGUAUCCUGCCUCCAUUACUUGAACUGUGGCAUUGCUCGAGCUAUGAAUGUUUUUCAUGACAUGCAGCCUACAUAGCUUAAGAGGAAAGGAAUCCAUGUUGAACUUGGCACAUUUUUCAAGUUUGAGGACAAUAGAUACUCUGUACAGAGAAACUGUAAAAUGUAUUUCUGAGGUUGGUUUAUGGAAGGAGGAUGAUUAAGCCUCUUAUAAAAAUAUAACUCCACUGGGGGAUUGAGGAAACUCCUCGGGUAAAGCUGAGCAAUGUGAGAUCCUGACCUUUUUCUUGCUGAAAGACAAUAAACUGAUGAGGGUUUUGUCAAUUUACGUAA